AGCAGGGAGGGAGGGGGCGAAGGCCGAGCAGGCGGGGGAGGCUGACAUCACCAGCGCCAUAGCCUUUAAACCCCUCACCCCGCCAGCGCCCAGGCCCGUCUGUCUGGUCCUGACUCAGCGCUCGCUCCCUCCCUACUGCAAACCCGAGGAAGCCCUUUUCCCCGCAAUAUGGCCAACAAAGGUCCUUCCUAUGGCAUGAGCCGCGAAGUGCAGUCCAAAAUCGAGAAGAAAUACGACGAGGAGCUAGAGGAAAGGCUGGUGGAGUGGAUCGUGGUGCAGUGUGGCCCUGAUGUGGGGCGCCCAGACCGCGGGCGCCUGGGCUUCCAGGUUUGGCUGAAGAAUGGUGUGAUUCUGAGCAAGCUGGUGAACAGUCUGUAUCCUGACGGCUCCAAGCCAGUGAAGGUGCCCGAGAACCCCCCCUCCAUGGUGUUCAAGCAGAUGGAGCAGGUGGCACAGUUCCUGAAGGCGGCCGAGGACUACGGGGUCACCAAGACAGACAUGUUCCAGACUGUUGACCUCUUUGAAGGUAAGGACAUGGCUGCAGUGCAGAGGACCCUGAUGGCACUGGGCAGCCUGGCGGUGACCAAGAAUGACGGGCACUACCGUGGAGACCCCAACUGGUUUAUGAAGAAAGCCCAGGAGCACAAGAGGGAGUUCACAGAGAGCCAGCUGCAGGAGGGCAAGCAUGUCAUCGGCCUACAGAUGGGCAGCAACAGAGGGGCCUCCCAGGCUGGCAUGACAGGCUAUGGACGGCCUCGGCAGAUCAUCAGUUAGAGGGGUGCCAGGCCCCACUGUCCCCAGCUCCUCGGCCACAGCCUCGCCCGCCUCCCCCUCACUGUAGUUGAGCCCCGGCCAAGCUUCAAGGCUCUGUCACUGAGCAGAGGUGACUGCACUGGGCAGCUUCCCCCACUCCUGGGCAUCAGCCCCUGUUCCCUCCCCCAAGCACCACUCCUAGCUGGCUGUCCUCCGAGACCCCCCCCACCUCUCCACCCAACUGUCUCUCCCCCAUCCUGGGCUGAGCAGGGGGCAUGUGGGCUGGGGUAACCUGGGUGGGGCCAACCCCACUGUCCUUGGCAACAAAUGCCUACUGAAAGAACCCAGCCCAAUCUCCCCCCCCCCACCCCGCCCCGUUUUUUGCUGGAAUACUUUGUGGGAGUGAAAUUUAAAGAGGAAACAAAUAUACACAUUGGUCUUUU
Molecule: messenger RNA, 1196 nt
Organism: Erinaceus europaeus (western European hedgehog)
Lineage: Eukaryota; Metazoa; Chordata; Mammalia; Eulipotyphla; Erinaceidae
Gene: TAGLN
Product: transgelin
Exons: 5
Coding region: 169-774 (201 amino acids)
Molecular function (GO): protein binding
Source: RefSeq, a predicted model, not a curated record